GGACCGCGGCAGGCCGAGGGGGAGGUGCGGGUUGGGAGCGGGGACAGGUCUGGGCAGAGCUCGGGGGUUGGCACCAGUUCGCGCACUCAUUCAAGCGGCAGUACGCACUUGUCCCAGCAGUUCUCGCUGACCUCAGUAGCUGCGUCUUCUGUGCUCCAGCACCCUGAGCUCAUCUGCAGACGUCCUGGCGUCCGUCCUCACCAUGCCUAGCCUUUGGGAUCGCUUCUCGUCGUCCUCCUCUUCGUCCUCGUCCUUGUCCCGAACUCCCACUCCAGAUCAGCCGCAGCGCUCGGCCUGGGGGUCGGCGGCCCGAGAAGAGGGACUGGGCCGCUGCGCGAGCCUGGAGAGCUCGGACUGCGAGUCCCUGGACAGCAGCAACAGUGGCUUUGGGCCGGAGGAAGACUCUGCAUACCUGGAUGGGGUUUCCCUCCCUGACUUCGAGCUGCUCAGCGAUCCCGAGGAUGAGCACCUGUGUGCCAACCUGAUGCAGCUGCUGCAGGAGAGCCUGGCCCAGGCACGGCUGGGCUCGCGGCGUCCUGCGCGCCUGCUCAUGCCCGGCCAGCUGGUGAGCCAGGUGGGCAAAGAACUACUGCGCCUGGCCUACAGCGAGCCGUGCGGCCUGCGGGGGGCGCUGCUGGAUGUCUGCGUAGAACAGGGCAAGAGCUGCCACAGCGUGGGGCAACUGGCCCUUGACCCCAGCCUGGUGCCCACCUUCCAGCUGACCCUCGUGCUGCGCCUGGACUCACGCCUCUGGCCCAAAAUCCAGGGGUUGUUUAGCUCCGCCAACUCUCCCUUCGUCCCUGGCUUCAGCCAGUCCCUGACGCUGAGCACAGGCUUCCGAGUAAUCAAGAAGAAGCUGUACAGCUCGGAGCAGCUGCUCAUUGAGGAGUGUUGAACUUGGGCCUGGGGGGCUGAUACUGCUCCCAUGGCAGAGACAGUUGAACUUUUGGGGUGGACAUUGACAAGCAGAAGGUGAGGGACUGAUGCUUGUCAUUAGAAAACUGACAACAGCCCCAUGAAGGGAGGAAGGUCGAUGUGGGGGGCAGUGGGGGACACGGUGUUUCCCUAGGAAGCUCACUGAGGUGUGUGCAGGUGGCUCCCAGUUGGGGCACACACGCCACCCCUCAGUACUGUAGCAUGAAACAGAGGCUUAGGGGCCAACCAGGCUUCUGGCUGGAUGUGUAUGUAGCAUGUACCUUAUUAUUUUUAUUGUUACUGACAGUUAAGACAACAGUGGUGUGGCAGAGCCAGGAGAGCAGCUGGGCUGCACUGGCCUCUUCAAGGGAUGUGAGCUCAUGGUAGCCAGCCCUGGUGGGAGGGGGGAGGUCAUCGAGGUGGUUUGUGUAUCUCAUGGUCUGAAGGGGCCAAAUGUUUGUUCUUUGGUUUUGUAUCUUUUUUUUUUUGAUCAGAGCUUCACUACUGACCUGUUCUAGGCAGCUAUCUUACAGACGCAUGAAUGUAAGAGUAGGAUGGGGUGGGUGUUGGGAUCACUUGGGGAUCUUUGACACUUGAAGAAAAAAUACACCUGGGAGCUGCGCGUGGCCCAUCCCCAGAUGUGUACUGAAGGGUUGAGCUGUGAGGGGAUGGGGCUGAUUGGGGUGGGGGCUGGAACCCCUCCCCCAGAGGAGUACCAUCUGGGUCUUCCAUCUAGAACUGUUUACAUGAAGAUACUCGCUGUUCAUGAAUACACUUGAUGUUCAAGUAUUAAGACCUAUGCAAUAUUUUUUACUUUUCUAAUAAAAAAAAAAAAUGUUUGUUAAAAC
This is a messenger RNA of Hippopotamus amphibius kiboko, 1763 nucleotides long. It is a transcript of the gene DDIT4, whose product is annotated as DNA damage inducible transcript 4. The record is from RefSeq and is a predicted model, not a curated record. Gene Ontology annotation, molecular function: 14-3-3 protein binding. The coding region runs from base 203 to 895 and encodes 230 amino acids. Gene Ontology annotation, cellular component: cytoplasm. NCBI's taxonomy places the organism in Eukaryota, Metazoa, Chordata, Mammalia, Artiodactyla, Hippopotamidae. Gene Ontology annotation, biological process: response to hypoxia; apoptotic process; negative regulation of TOR signaling. The transcript has 3 exons.